This is a messenger RNA of Oldenlandia corymbosa var. corymbosa, 1005 nucleotides long. The record is from the annotation of a GenBank genome assembly. Lineage: Eukaryota; Viridiplantae; Streptophyta; Magnoliopsida; Gentianales; Rubiaceae.
AUGUUCAUUCUUCCUCGCUCCGUCUCGUUAUCGGCUGCUGCCAAAAGACCUGAUUAUUGUUUCUCUUUGUGCCUCCAAUCAGUAUCCUCAGCAGAUGAGAUUAUGACCCAUUUGCUGAAUAAUGGGUCCGACAUGGAAACAUCUCUCAACAGAAUCAAAAUUCGCCUUGAUGCAGAAUGCAUUAACAAAAUCUUACAAGGUGUUCCGUUGAUAAACAUCUAUUGGGUCUUAGGUUCUUCAUUUGGGCUGGUCUUCAACCUAGGUAUAGACACACUUCGUACAGAGGCUAAAGAUGCAAACUUGGGAUUUUCGGUUCUGAGUAAAAUGAAGGAGUUUAAUUGCAGGCCUGAUAUGACUGCAUAUAAUUUGGUUAUUAGGUUGCUUCUGGAGAAGGGAGAGAUUGACGAGUUGGAGGAUGCUUGCAGGUUGAUUAAAGCUAUGAAAGGACAUGGUUGUUUGCCCAAUUCGAUUGUUUAUUCAGCCCUACUCGAUGGUCUCUGUAAGUUUGGGACUUUUGAAAGGGCAAUUGAGAUGCUGGCAGAGAUGGAGAAAGAAGAUGGGGAUACGAAGCCAAAUGUGCUUACUGAUACAAUUUUGAUUCAGAAUUUUUGUGAGAAGGUUCAGUCUAUGAACGGCUUAAGAAUUUUAGAUCGAAUGAGGGACUUUGGAUGCAAACCAAAUAGAAUCACAAUGAGGGCUCUGAUUAAGGGACUUUGCUCAGAGGGGCACAUAGAUGAGAUUGGAAAACUUGAGGAGUCAGAGAUGGCUUUCAAGAAAAUGUUGGCUCGAGGAUUUAGGCCUGAUGGUGCUGCUUCAAGUACUGUUAUGAGGCAGCUUUGUUUAGCUGGAAGGCCUCGAGAUGCUUUUCACUUGUAUGAAGCAGUCGAGAUGUCAGGAAGCGUCACUAUUGAUACUGAUCUCUAUUCAGUUCUUUUGGUUGCUCUAUCUGAAGAAAAACAUAUACUCUAUCUGAAGAAAAACAUAUACUGGAAGCUCCUAAGUUAG